AGGAAGCUCCCGGCGCAGGCCAAUCCGGGAGAGCCGAGGAUACAUUGCAACCUUUGGGACUCGCCGCGUUCCAUCCCGGAGUCGCGCCGCGCUCGGAGCCCGGAAGGGAGAAGGCCGCCGGCCCCUGCCGUUGCCCUUACCCUUGCCCUUGCCCCCGGCGCGGAUCGGAGGAAGGACGGACCGACUGGCGGACCCAGGGAGGCCGGCUGGGCGGCAGGCAUGGGCAGGAAGGUGACAGUGGCCACUUGCUCGCUUAAUCAGUGGGCCCUGGAUUUUGAGGGCAAUUUGCGGAGGAUUUUAAGGAGCAUUGAAAUUGCCAGAAACAAAGGUGCAAAGUACCGGCUUGGACCAGAGCUCGAGAUAUGCGGCUAUGGCUGUUGGGAUCACUACUUCGAAUCCGACACCAUUUUGCAUUCGUACCAAGUUCUGGCCCAGCUUCUGGUGGCUCCCGUCGCCCAAAACAUCAUCUGUGACGUCGGGAUGCCCGUGAUGCACCGCAACGUUCGCUACAACUGCCGAGUGAUCUUUCUCAAUGGAAAAAUCCUUCUGAUUCGCCCCAAAAUGGUGCUGGCCAAUGAAGGCAACUACCAAGAGAUGCGUUGGUUUGCCCCGUGGCAGAAGAGCCGGAAAGCCGAGGACCAUUUUCUCCCACGGAUGAUCCAGGAGCUGACCAAGCAGGAGCUGGUCCCCUUCGGGGAUUUAGUGCUGGCCACCAAAGACACCUGCAUCGGCACGGAAAUCUGUGAGGAGCUCUGGACGCCCCACAGCCCACACAUUGAUAUGGGCCUGGACGGAGUGGAAAUCUUCACCAAUUCCUCGGGGAGCCACCACGUGCUGCGGAAGGCCCACACCAGAGUGGAGCUGGUGAACCUGGCCACCCUGAAGAACGGCGGGAUCUAUCUCCUGGCCAAUCAGAAGGGCUGCGAUGGCGAUCGACUCUACUACGACGGGUGCUCCAUGAUCUCUGUGAACGGCUCCACUGUUGCCCAAGGAGCCCAGUUCUCCCUGGAUGAUGUGGAGGUCCUCACAGCCACAGUUGACCUGGAGGACGUCCGAACCUUCAGAGCAGAGAUUUCUUCACGGAACUUGAUGGCCAGCAAAGUGGUGCCCUACACUCGUGUCAAGGUCGACUUUGCCCUCUCGUGCCAUGACGACGUGCUGGUCUCCACCUCGGAGCCGAUCCAGUGGCAAUUUCACAGUAUCGGGGAGGAAAUCAGCCUCGGCCCCGCGUGUUGGCUCUGGGACUACCUGAGGCGCAGUCAGCAGGCCGGAUUUUUCCUCCCUCUUAGCGGAGGGCUGGACAGCUCUGCAGUUGCCUGCAUGGUGUACUCCAUGUGCCGCCAGGUCUGCCAGGCCGUGAGUAAUGGAAACAAGGAGGUGCUGGCCGACGUCCAGAGGAUCUUGAACCGCGACGACGUCGUCCCCCAGGACCCCCAGAAGCUGUGCGGCCAGUUGCUGACCACGUGCUACAUGGCGUCGCAGAAUUCCUCCCAGGACACCUACAACCGGGCCCAGGAGCUGGCCGAGCAGAUCGGGAGUUACCACAUCAACCUCAACAUAGACGGGGUGGUCAAGGCCAUCGUGGAGAUCUUCCGCCUGGUGACCGGCAAGAUGCCGCAGUUCUUGGUCCACGGCGGAAGCAGCCGCGAGAACCUGGCCAUGCAGAGCGUGCAGGCCCGAGUCCGGAUGGUCUUCGCCUACCUCUUCGCUCAGCUGAGCUUCUGGUCCCGGGGCAUGCGAGGGGGUCUCCUGGUGCUCGGCUCCACCAACGUGGAUGAGAGCCUCCGCGGUUACCUGACCAAGUACGACUGCUCCAGCGCAGACAUCAACCCCAUCGGCGGCAUCAGCAAGACCGACCUCAAGACCUUUAUCCAGUACUGCAUCGAGCGCUUCCGUCUGCUCUCCCUGAGGAGCAUCGUGUCGGCGCCGGCCACCGCCGAGCUGGAGCCCUUGGCCGAAGGGCAGGUGAUCCAGACCGAUGAGGUACCAGGCUGGCGGAACCCUGGGCGGAAGGGCCUCCCUCUGGCGGAGGAGGCUCAGGCUCCCGCUGAAGACAUGGGGAUGACCUACAAGGAGCUGUCUGUCUUUGGGAGGCUGAGGAAGAUGGGGAAGGCGGGGCCCUACAGCAUGUUCUGCAAACUCAUCAACAUGUGGAAGGAGAUCUGCACCCCCAGAGAGGUGGCCGAGAAGGUGAAACACUUUUUCCGGAUGUACUCCCUGAACAGGCACAAAAUGACCGUCCUCACGCCCUCCUACCACGCCGAGAACUACAGCCCGGACGACAACAGGUUCGACCUGAGGCCCUUCCUGUACCAGUCCAGCUGGCCCUGGCAGUUCCGCUGCAUCGACCACCAGGUGAUGAAGCUGGAAGGCGCCGAAGGGGAUCAGGACUUUGAAGAUCUGGUCUGAUGGACCCUCUGGCUGUGUGGCUGUGACCCAGGCGCGGGCGCCUCCCCUCCCCCGGGGUUUCUCCUCCUCCUCUCUCUGCCAUUUUGGCUCACUCUGGUUGGCGCGACGCUCAGCUCGGCCUGCUCUGGCUUCAGUGGGUUCUGAUCCUUUCCAAAAACUGUUUAAAAUAAAAACGUUCUUCUGAAA
Messenger RNA from Antechinus flavipes (yellow-footed antechinus), 2595 nucleotides. RefSeq names its product NAD synthetase 1 (gene NADSYN1). The record is from RefSeq and is a predicted model, not a curated record. Gene Ontology annotation, molecular function: NAD+ synthase (glutamine-hydrolyzing) activity; glutaminase activity; ATP binding. The transcript is spliced from 21 exons. Gene Ontology annotation, biological process: NAD+ biosynthetic process. Lineage: Eukaryota; Metazoa; Chordata; Mammalia; Dasyuromorphia; Dasyuridae. The coding region runs from base 220 to 2409 and encodes 729 amino acids. Gene Ontology annotation, cellular component: cytoplasm.